AUGAGACCCUUUCCCAAGAGACUCAAGUUCAAGCAAGCUUAUACAUCAGCAUACGGCCAAGUGCAGAAUCGGGGGGCGGCCUUCCAGCGGAAGCUGCGGCUGAAGGAGAUUCUUGAAACCGGCUCCUCGCAUCCACCCACGGCAUCUGCAUCUGAAUCAGAUGUCGAGGGCAAGGCGGCAGACGGCCUAGCGACACUUCCAACGGAAAGCGGCCCAGGCUUCAGGACGAAACAUCCUCUGAAAUGGACCAUCAAUGCGAAACUAGAAGAAGGCAAGCUAGUUGAAGACGGCAAGCCUCUCGUGUCCCCGAUUCUGGCGCGGGACGCGUGCAAAUGUGCCAAAUGCGUCGACGCUUCAGAUCACCAACGCAACUUCUCGUAUGCCGACAUCUCGCCUGACAUUUCAUUCCGAGACAUCACCCGGGUCGAGGGACGCGACGACACCAUUGUCCGCUGGCUGAACGACUGCGCGCCGCACGUGAAAGGAGACACGACGAUCCUCAGCAAAGAAACGAUCGCGAGCCUGAAGAGCGAGUUCCGCAACGCGGCACGGUGGGCGCUGUACCGCCGUCCGCAGAAGCUGUGGGACGCCGCAUCGUACCGGCGGGACACCACGCGCAUCGACUUCAACGACUACAUGACCGACCCGAAGACACUGGGCGAGACGCUACACUUGCUGUGGCGGGACGGGCUGGUGUUUAUCGACGGCGUGCCCGAAGACGAGUCCUCCGUGGCCGCCAUAGUCAACCGAAUCGGGCCUCUACAACAAACCUUCUACGGACCGACUUGGGAUGUGCGGUCAGUCCCGGACGCGAAAAACGUGGCGUACACGUCCAAACACCUGGGCUUUCACAUGGACUUACUGUACAUGCGGGAUCCGCCCGGGUUCCAGUUCCUGCACUGCGUGCACAACAGCAGCACGGGCGGCGAGUCGCGGUUCGCCGACACGUUUCGCGCGGUCGACACGCUGUUCGACGAGGACCGGAACAUGGUGCGCACGCUCAUGACGUACCCGGUGCGCUACGAGUACGACAACGACGGCUUCUUCUACUCGGACGCCAAACCCACCAUUCUCAAGCGCCAGGAGCUUCGGGUGCCUCACCGCGUCACCACCGACGCCCGCCACGUGCGCGCCAUGAAGGACGUCGGCCACGUCUUCUGGUCGCCACCCUUUGUCGGCAACAUCUCCAACCAACCCACCCACCACGAGCUGGCUCAUUUUGUCGCCAGCAGCAACGCCUUUGCCCAGAUCCUGGAACGACCGGAGAAUGUCGUCGAGGAGAAGAUGGACAGCGGCACCUGCGUCAUCUUCGACAACCUGCGCGUCGUCCACGCCCGGAACGCUUUCGACAUCAACUCCGGCAGGCGCUGGCUGCGCGGCGCUUACCUCAACCGCCAGGAUUUCAUCAGCAAGGCCGUCUCCAUGAUGCCCAAAAUGCCAGUCAUCAGAUAUAUAGAGGCCGGCGAGUUUGAAUGA
Molecule: messenger RNA, 1476 nt
Organism: Capronia epimyces CBS 606.96
Lineage: Eukaryota; Fungi; Ascomycota; Eurotiomycetes; Chaetothyriales; Herpotrichiellaceae
Exons: 1
Coding region: 1-1476 (491 amino acids)
Biological process (GO): carnitine biosynthetic process
Cellular component (GO): mitochondrion
Molecular function (GO): oxidoreductase activity
Source: RefSeq, a predicted model, not a curated record